This is a messenger RNA of Hyalella azteca, 2315 nucleotides long. RefSeq names its product serine/threonine-protein kinase pakF. Lineage: Eukaryota; Metazoa; Arthropoda; Malacostraca; Amphipoda; Hyalellidae. The coding region runs from base 264 to 2315 and encodes 683 amino acids. The record is from RefSeq and is a predicted model, not a curated record. The transcript has 7 exons.
ACGACUGAAUUCUUGAAAAUCUACACUAUCGCUGGAUUCAAUUAAUUUUUGCUGAUGUUUGCAGGAAUAGUGAGCUGAUUCGUGAGUUUUGAAAUGAUUUUUGUGCCUUACUUGGAUGCUAUCAGUAGGGAUACGUCGGUCAAAUAGCAGUUAGUUGCAGAAUUGAGGUGAAGGUUGUGUGAAGGCCUAGUGGUGUGUAAGCGCAGUAACUACUGUCGAUAAUCUGCCUUCAUUUGAUGCCUUUUAAAUAGUGUCGCUCAAUAAUGUACGGAAACUUUGGAAGACGAAGCCCCAGCCCGAUGAGGAAUCAGGUGAGCGGCUUGCGGCGUGGCAGUGGUCGGCUGGUAGGGAUAAUCCCGCCACCUCCUCCACCUCCUCCGCCAUCCGAGCCUGAUCGGGACGAAGCGUUCGUCCAGGAAACUGGCAUUAAGGUAUACACGUCAAUGCCGUCCAGAACUGCUAAAAGGAGAGAAGACGCGAACCCGGAGGGCGAACUCAACCCAAGUCAUGACGACGAGGAAGAUGAGAAUGAGGAUGACGACGAUGACGAUGGUGAUGAAGGUGAUGUUGCUGAUGACGAUUGUUACGAGAUAAUCAUGGAUGAUGCGAUUAUAGAGGAAGAUAAUGAGGAUGAUGACGACGAUGGAGAUUAUGAACAUCAUUCAAAAUCGAAGAUCGCCAGUACUGCGAAGACGCAUACUAACGGUACUAAGCCGCUGCUGUCGGUCGCGACCGAGAGUUGCGACACUAAAGAAGUGUUAGAAAAUGCUGAAAACAUCAAUAAUCAACUGAGGUCCGACAACUUGGUUGCGCCUGCUGAUUCUGUCUCAAGUUCCGGUGCAACCAACAGCUUUUCGAGGAACAAAAGCAGUAGCGGGGUGAGCAGCAACGAUAGCAGCUCUGGGGUUCUGCAUGGCUCGGGUAACGAUUGCACCGAGGCGAUACCUUCUGUUAAAAUACCCGAUUCUCAAGAACAUUCCAAAGUAAUUUCUCCUAUAGACGUAGGAAACCCUAGAAGUUUACAGCAAGGCAAUUCUUCGGAAGGAAGUGGUAGCGAUAUGAGUCGAAGUAGUAGCAACGGUAGUCACAACAGCGUUAAAAUAAACACCACACUUUCGUCUUCAUUGAAAGGCCUUAAUUUGAUCACAAGUCCAACGACUACUACUGCCCCUACUCAACCAUACGCUCCUCUGUCCACCCACUGCACCCCAACCAAAGAAAACAAUCCCUCAGAGUUUCUAGUUCGUGGCAAACCUAACAGAAUGAGUUUGCCUCUAAGGGACAGAUUCAUCGCUCGUCCUACAGUCCUGCAGGACAAUUCCAACUCUGCGACUGGAGACGUACGAGCUAAGGAUGGAACUCUUAGAGCCACCAGGACCAUCUGGUUCAGAAGAUCCUUCAAAAAUCCUACAGCGGAUACGAGCGGGGCUGCGGUGACAUCGUCGGCUGCAGGGACAGCAAAGCUACAGCAGCUACAGCAGCACAAAGCCCGAGAUGUGGGCAAGCUGAUUCUGUCCCACACCGACACGAGGGAUGACUUCGAUAUCUACAGCCACGUACACAACGAAACAGAAACAAAUGACAUCUUCGCAGAUACUCGCACCACGGUCGUUGGUUCCUCCUCGUGUGUUGUGGUAGGGGAUUCUCGUUUGCGUCACCGCCGAAAAUCCGGCGACGACAUACACAAGCUGGCGACCGCAGACGCGACGCUCUGCAAUCAGAGCAUCGGGGGCACGCCUUUUGGGGGGCGCCGGCGCCACGAGGGGGGCUUCUUCGACUCGUUUAGGCCGCGCUCGAAAAGCGAUGCCAAAGCCAUAUUGCAAGCCCGCCAGCGUCGUCGGUCAGGAGAAGACCUGUUAACUGCUUCAGGAGCUCGUGAAGCUCCUGCAGCAGCAGGGUCUCGGGAGAAGAAGAAAGAAGCGUCGCCUGGAUUCUUCGAGAGCAUCAGGCCGCGCUCCAAGUCCGACGCUGCGAGACUUGCGAACAAGAAACCUAACAUCAUGACAACCAUGAAGAACGCCGUUCAGCUCUGGAACGAAGACAAGGAGCGACGUAAGCGAGAGCGCGACGCGCUGCGACGCGAGCGUCAGAUGUUGCUGGGCCGCUUCUCGCAGUCCUGUCAGCACACGCUAGUGUCCCCCGGUGGGGGUGUGGGGAGUGGCAGGGGGCAGCGGCGCAGUGGGGAGAGCACGCCCCCCCUCGACGCUCGUAUGGGCAUGACGGUCCACCACGGGGGCGGUGGUGGGGGCGGCGACCCCUACCUGCACCACAACACCUGGCACGCCGGGGGCGCUGUGUGGGCGUUGUUUGACUGA